UGUUUUGCUGUCGUAUUUCCUCUCUUUUUUAGAACACCCAUCUAACGCAGAGAUCGCAGCGCAGGAUGCGAACAUCCUGCAAUCGGUGCCGAAGAUAAUCAUUUCCCUAACCUAGCUGCAUUUCUGGAAGUGCUGGACCUGACCUUGAAUGGGACGAAAAAGCUGUACCAACUGGAGCGGCAGAAAGUGUAAAACUCACAGGACACUCCGGUGUACAGUGCAAAACGGAGUAGCCUCGCAGAAAGGUGGAAAAUCGUGAAGCGGUUGCGUGUUGUUUGGUGCGAACCAAUCGACAAGGAAAAUCAAUCCCAGCAACCAUCCGUGCGAGUGGCGACCGUGGUCAGAUUGCUGUGUGAUUGCGGCCAAUGCUGAAGCACCAUGAGUAGUGAUGAGGAAAUCGGUGAACUGAAAGUUGUGUACGAUUUCAUAGCGCAGGCCAGGUUCAAGAAGGCUUUCGCCAGCGCUUCGAAAGUUCUCGACCAGCGGUCCCCGAUUCCGCCCGAUGCCACCGACGAGGACCCGCUCCGGGAGCUGUUCCUGUUCGUCGUCACCAAGUACGCGGAUCAGCUUGAGCAGGAGGGCAAAAUCGAACAAGUGUUCGAAAUCAUAGAGCAGGGCUUGGAGUACUUUCCCGAGCAUCCGGAGCUGCUGAACGAGACGGGCGUCCGGCUGCAAAGAUAUGGUCGAUCGUUGGAAGCGUCGAUCUGUUUCGAGCGAGUGCUGCUGCAGGAUUCCCGCUAUCUGAAGGCGUACCAGAACUUGCAGAACACAAAAUGCGAGCUGGUCGAGCGGUGGCACUUUCGGAUGCUGAAUGACGUGGUGCGCAACGCAGCGUUCCGGGCGGCAAUCGAACACCACAUCGGCGCCGGGUAUGACGAGGUGCUGGACAUUGGUACGGGCACUGGUUUGCUCUCGAUUUACGCUCUGCGCUGCGAGGGCAUUCGGAAGGCGGCCGCAUGCGAUGGGUCGGAAAUUAUGGUGCAGAUCGCUCGGGACGUGUUCGGCGCGAAUGGGCUGAGCGAUCGGAUCUGCCUGUUUCAGAGCUACUCGCAGGACCUGAAGAUUGGCGAACGGUUCUCGCUGAUCGUCACCGAGACCCUCGAUAGCGGUGCGUUUGGCGAGGGCAUCCUCGAAACGUUGAUCCACGCGAAGAAGCAUCUGCUGUUACCGCAGGGGAAGAUCAUUCCGGCAAAGGUGACCCUGCACGUGUCCGGCUACCAGUCGCGCGCCUUAACUGCAAGCAAUAUUUUAAUCAAUGAAUCAUUCAGCGAAGACUUUUCGCUGCCCAGCAACUGUCUGCUGUCCAAGGAGGGCACCAAGUGCUACGACGCGGAGGACAUUAGCCGUAUCCAGGCGAACGAUGAUUUUGAGUUCGUUACCGAUACGGUGGUUUCGAUGGAGGUUGAUUUUAACGACUUGGAUUGUCUGGUGCGCCACUACGACGGUAAGGAGGUUGGCGAGGUGGAGCUGACCUGUCUGGACGAUGGUUUACUGCUCGACGGGUUCGUCGUGUGGUUCGAUUUGCAGCUGGAUGAAACGAACUUCAUUAGUACUGAUCCCACGACAAACACGUGCUGGAAUCAGGCCAUCUUUCGCUUGAACCAACGAUUACCGGUGGCCAAAGAUCAGCGGCUAAAGCUAACGAUGUCGUGCAAGGAUGGCGCACUUGCCAUUGCACACAACCUGAACUCGUUGGACAAUCAAAUCAGCGUCGACGAGCACGUGCUGGAGUUUCUGAGCGACUACGAGUACUACGGCAGUCUGACCGAGGCGACCGAUGGGCUUGAUGAUAUGGAAAAGAUUCUCGACCUUUCGCUAUUUCCGUAUGCAGGGCUAAAGCUUCUGAAGGACGGCAAAGCUCGCAUGUUGUUCUGUCUGGAUCAAACGGAGGACCUGAUCGAGUUUAUCGCCAACCAGAACGAAAUUCCGAUGGGAAGCAUCAUGCUGGUUAGUUCAAUCCAGGAGAUCUUCCUACUCAACGACUACACUCUGGACCUGAUCAUCUUGCAGCCGGUGGAUGUAUUCGGGCAGAUCAACAGUGAGCACUUCUGCCUCUAUCAAUCGCUGCUACCGAAGCUUAAACCGAUCGGAACGGUCAUACCUGCGUCGCUCGAGCUACACGGCAGUCUCAUCGAGUCGGAAUGGAUCGUCAAGUGUAGCCGGGUGGAAAAUGCGGAGCUGGAGCAGUUGCAAAUCGACAAAUAUUUGGCUUCGCUCGAGACGGAAAAUCACCUCGACCUGGGACCAUUCUCGUACCGCAAUCUUUCCGAACCCGUGAAGCUAGCGGACGUUCAGUUCGAUGGUAAGCUCCACGAAACGGAACAGGAAUUGAACCUACUGGAACACACCGAUCCGACCAGGGUACACGCAGUGCUGUACCACUACCGUAUCGGGUUUACGCCCGAUCGUCCCCAGCUUGACACGGACCGACCCCAGUCCUUUGCCAAGCGGUCUGCCUUUAUCAUUCCGAAAUCUACAUUCCACGUUGGGGGCUGUGGCCCAGCAGCACUCGCAGAAGAGGCUGCCGUCGAGGCUGAUAGCACAGCGCCGAUCGAAAAGCUGCACGUGACCGUACUUCAAAACCAUGGAGUUAUCAAGUGUGACAUCACCACUGUGGCGCAGUGAACUGUGGAAAGCAAAUCUUGCUACCCCUAGCUACUCUACGCACAAUCCUCAAAACUUCUGGCCAGCUAGAUGCUGGCCGGAGAACGAUCACCGGAACACCUCCAACAAACCCCACCUAUAAUAUAUACCGUAGUGUCGCAUCAGAGUAGCAAUGGGCAAAUUUCACGGUAGCGACACAAAGCUAAAGUUGGCUAACCGCCGUAGGACAUGGUGGAUUGAAACACAUUCCAAUUUGUGCAAUUUUUGGUCCCUAGACCACUAGACCAUUAGGGGAGGACUGCAACGGACUCCGCACAACACGAAAAGUAAUAACCCCUGUACGGGUACCCUAGCAUGUAGUAAAUCGUAGUCAAUCAGUACACAUUCUUAAAGCAAACCGAAAAAGCAUCGACAACCCGCCCCAUGCGAGUGUAGGAAUGUAGUUUUAGUACAGUUUUGGGCAUUAGUAG
Anopheles cruzii is the source of this 3074-nucleotide messenger RNA. RefSeq names its product protein arginine N-methyltransferase 9-like. The transcript is spliced from 3 exons. The coding region runs from base 379 to 2625 and encodes 748 amino acids. Gene Ontology annotation, molecular function: protein-arginine omega-N monomethyltransferase activity; protein binding. Lineage: Eukaryota; Metazoa; Arthropoda; Insecta; Diptera; Culicidae. Gene Ontology annotation, biological process: peptidyl-arginine methylation. The record is from RefSeq and is a predicted model, not a curated record.